Molecule: messenger RNA, 1884 nt
Organism: Linnemannia hyalina
Lineage: Eukaryota; Fungi; Mortierellomycota; Mortierellomycetes; Mortierellales; Mortierellaceae
Source: the annotation of a GenBank genome assembly
AUGGACAAACUCUUCACAGCAUCGUCACCCUUCUCCCAGGCAAACUACAGUCCUCUUCGGAAUCCACACGAACAAGACCAGGACGACGACGACCCGGCCAGUAGACCUCCUCACCGAUCACCUAUUCACCAACAUCACCAUCACCACCCUACCAACCCACAACCACAACAGUUCCGUCACCGGUCGCACAGUCAGAGCAGUAGCCGAGCCGCCAUAGCCUACUCCUCUCCCGAUCAUCAACAUCCUACAGGCUCUUUCUCAGAAGGCGAACAUGACUCUGACUCGGAGACACCCUUGACACCCUUCAACAAAACCAGCAACAGCAACAACCGUGCCUCUUCAGGAUCAGUUCGCAACUCUCCCUCGAUGGAUCGCAGCGGCGGUAUCUCUUCUGGGGCUGCUCGUCGAAUCAGUGGAGUCCGUCCUCAGUCCCUUGGCAGUACUGGCACUGUCGGCAUCAUUUUGCAGGGCGAGACCAUCAUUGCCUACAACAACACUCCAGCAUCGAUGACAGGCGGUAUUCUCCCUUUGUCAGCCAUGGAUUCCUCCUCAUCGUCAGAUGAUGAACCGUCCUCCCCUCCACCAAAAUACACCGCCGAAGACUUGGAAUACUCUGAACCCGCGGGACGGCCGUCACGACACUACAACAGAGAUGAAGAAGUCGGCUUGGGCUUUCAUGGACUCGAGGAUAGUCAAGGCGAUGGACUGUUGAUGCAGGCAUCAACAACGUUGAUCUUUGCUGUGAGCGGACUUAUCUGCGCUGGAUGGCUUCUUGAUCUGAUACAGCACUGGCAAGUGUUUAUCGAAAUCUCGGAACUCAUCAUCCUCAUCCCCAUUCUUCUCAAUCUCAAAGGCAACCUCGAGAUGAACCUUGCCAGUCGCCUCUCCACAGCUGCAAACUUGGGAUUACUGGAUCAAAAAGCAUCGCGCAACGCAUUCAUCAAAGGAAACUUGGGUCUUCUCCAACUCCAAAGUUUGGCCGUCGGAUCGGUUGCAGGAUUGUUCUCAUUCGGACUCGGGAUGGUGGUUCAUCCGACGACCAACAACUUUAACGAGAUUGCACUUAUGAUCACUGCGUCUAUGCUCUGUGCUGCCAUGAGCAGUUUUGUCCUGGGUGGAUUCAUGUGUGGACUUGUCCUUGUCUGCCGUCGUUACCGCAUCAACCCUGACAAUAUUGCAUGUCCGUUGGCAUCAUCGUUUGGAGACUUGGUAACGUUGGUCAUCCUGGCUGCAGUCUCCGUCUUCCUCCAAAAGUACAUCAACUCACCCCUGUCAGUCCUCAUGCUGGUCGUGUUGCUGGCUCUGAUCCCCGCAUGGGUGAUCUACGUUCGCAAGAACAAGUACGUUUGCGAGGUAGCCAAGGAAGGAUGGGGUCCCGUCUUUGCAGCGAUGGUGAUCGCCAGUACAGCAGGUCUGGUCCUCGAGCGGUACAUCAAUGAGUUCCCCGGGAUGGCUCUUAUCUCCCCAGUCUUGAACGGGCUUACAGGAAAUAUUGGAUCGAUCUAUGCCAGUCGAAUCUCGACUUCGUUGCAUGCAAGCGUCAAGGAGAAUUAUCGGGAGACGGAACGGACAUUGUUCUUGGUCCAUAUUCCUGUCCAGACAGUGUUCCUGACUGUGAUUGCGUUGUUGGGGUUGGGCCAUGUUCAGUGGACGGUGAUGGUUGUGUUGGGCUAUUGGGCUGUAGCGCUGUGUCUGGUUGUUAUUUCGUUGGCGAUGGCACGGCGAAUCACCCAUUUUUUCUGGAACCGUGGAUAUGACCCUGAUAACUAUGCCCUUCCCAUCCUGACAUCGUUGUUGGAUGUGAUUGGAACGGUACUGUUGGUCAUUGGGUUCUGGGCCCUCAGUUAUGGUGACCCAACCUCCAGUAGCGCGGGCGACCCAUAA